AUUCCGGUAGGAUUUCCCAGCCUGACGUGGAGCGAUGGCAUCGAUGUCAUUCGCCGAUUCGCCCUUCGUCAUGCUUCCGACAAGCGCGGAUGCAUGGGCGAGCGCACAGCUGCCACCCGAGGUCCUUCGGGACGGCGAGCUCCUCGCGCAAGCGUACCUCGCCCACCUCACGGACGAGGCGCCGGCCGACCGGAGCACCCUCCUCGAGGCCUACGAGCAGCUCAAAGCGCAGCGCGUCCAGGCGCCAUCGACCGGGACGUUUGCGGGCGACGACCUCGACCGGCUGCGCCUCUUUGCUUUCCCGACACAGCCGCGCUCAUUCCAAGAGUCGUUCGACGCUGUGACACCGUCGGCAGUGCUGCGCGAAGCCGCCUUGACGACGCCAUCGCCGGCGACCAUCGACCAGGCGCUCGAGGCCUUCCAGACGCGCUUCUGCCUCAAGAAGACCAUGGCGCAGCUCGGACGCGCCAUGACACCGGACGUGACGUCCAUCGAGACGCCGUCGCCGUACCUGGUCUCGGCGCACGACCAAAGCGUCUUUCCCGAGAAGCUCUUCUCGCUGUCGUCCAGCCGCUUCCAGCUCGACAUGCUCGCGUACUUUCGUCUAAAGGAACCGGCGCUCUUUGCCAGCGGCAUGCACACGAUCGUUGGCUCGAUCCUCGACUGCCCGCCAUUGUCGCUAUGCGCCAUUCGCCCGCACUCGGCCGAGGCCGCGCUUCUCGCCGCGCACGUUGCGUUUGGAGCGCAGCUUCUGAACGACGCAGCGGGCGACCCGAUCGCGACGGGGUAUGCACUCUCGCUCUUGCUGGCGCUGGGCGAGUCGAGCGGCCACCUACAGCCGCUCUUGGUCGCGACCUCGUACCUCUUGCGCCCUGCGAACGCGUCCGUGGUCGCGGCGUUGCCCACCGACCAGUCGGCGCACUUGGAUGCGAUCCUGCGCCGCCUUGACGCGUACAAGGUGCAGUUCGAACUUAGUCUGGUGGUCGCCGACGCCGUGCUCAAGAGCGUGCAUGUCCUCGACGACGACGCCCCCAACGACAAUGACAAGAUAUUCUCGACGCUUGCUACCGACGGCAAGUACGUCUACGGCUGGAGCACCGGCCACGGGCUUCAAAAGGUCGGGUCGGGCUACCAUGGCGCGGUCGCUGGCAAGGUGUACGCCCACGCACCGGCGUCUUCGGUUGCCGAAAUCCUCUUUGCCUCGGACGACGAUUCGAUCCACUGGUCCGACUACACCGUGUCGCUUCUCGCGGCCGGUGACAGCGUGUACUUGGGCGUUGCGCGCAAGCGACCGACAGACGACGACCCGUCGACGACGCCGGCGCUGACACUGUGGGCGCUCGAUGCCUCGACGUUGACGCCGACCGCCCGCGUCGACGUGGCAACGACGGCGACGACGGUCUUUACGGAUGGCCACAGCCUCUUUACGGCCGCCGUCCACGGUGCCGAGCUUGUGCUGGAGCGACUGGUGCGGACCGAAGGCUUUGCUGUCGCAACGACAUGGCACGUGGCGCUCUCCGCCGAUGCGCAAGCGUUCUUUCGCAAAUCGAGUGACGCCAUGUACUACACCAACGGCCAUGCCGUAGUCGUGACGCAGCGCGGGUCACCGAUGCCGUCUCUGCAGCUGCAGCUCGAGAGCGAUGCGCCACAGGUGGUCCUAAGCCACCACGAUGCCGACGUCGACGCCUGCGCGCUUGUGUUUGACGCGCGCAACAACGUCGUAUGGCGCGCGAUGCAUGACCACGACGGCAACAUUUUGGUGUCACACCAGAACCACGGUCUCCACGUGGCGCCACCACCGGUCGUGUCGCCGACGCCGUCGGCCGUCGCGCAUCGGGUCGUAGCGCACCUGUCGCGGGUCCUCGACGCCUACGCCGGCGAUACGACCUAUCGCGCGCGUCACGUGCCCUUCCUCGUCGACUUGAGUCCAAAGACGUUUGAACUUCUUUUGAUCUUGGUGGCCGAGACCACCGAGGCGAGCGUGCUGGAGACGGCGCUUCGCUUGCUCUUGCGCAACGUGCAGCACUGGCACGCCGACCAGACGCGCUCGCAGGACGUUGGCGCGUUGGUUGGUGCGAGCGGCCUCGUGGCCAUUCUACAGCGACUCGUGGACGCCGCGCCGACGCCAAGCGUUCUCACGGCGGCGCAAGCCCUCUCGGUGGCGACUCUGGAGCUCUCCCACCCGACGCUAACGAGUCAGUGGACGUACGCGCUCUCGCUCCUCUCGGCCGCGGUGCACGGGACGCUGCCCGUGUCGCAGCAGCCGGCGCUGCAUCUCGUGUUGGCCCAACUGACGUCGCAUCCCAAGAUGCAGGCGUUUGCCAAGGAAGGCAUCGUCACGUCGUCGGCGUGGUCGUCGCUCUUGGAUCUCGUCGCGCACCAGUCGCAGGCAUCGCCCGAGAGCUUUGCGUACUCGCUGACGGCGCCACUCACGUCGCUCGUUGUGGCGUCCUGUCACGCUGCGGUGGGGGCAUAUGCCAAUGCGUGGCUGGACCUCGAUGGACUCGUGACACUGGCGCGUCAGCUCCUUGACACGGCGGCGCGCAUGUGUGAUCAUACGUCGACACCAAGCAAGGAGCUUGAGGCCGGCGUCGUCGGCCAGGCCGUGGGCGUCGUGGUUGCCUUUGUGCAGGCGGCGCUCGAGACGACGGCGCCGCCCGGCCUCGCGACCAUCGAUGCCUACGUCGCCUCCAUUGCAGCGUUGGUGCCCAAGCUGUCGGCCUUGACGGCAACGGAGGACGAGACGCCGGCGCGGACGCUUCAGGUGACGGACGCAGUCGGGACGCUCGAGUCGGCGCACCCAAACGUUGCCAACACGCAGAUCAACACGAGUUUUGUGCUGCCGGGCGCGUCGACGAUGACGAUUUCGUUUGAUCCGCGGUCGGCCACCGAAGGCUACUACAACAGCAUUACGUUCUACACGGACGAGUCGUGCGCAGCGUACCACGGCGAGGAGCGGUACUAUGGCCACGGCGACAGCACUAUGUUUCCAGGCAUUGGGUCGACGCCGCCGCUUCAAAUCCCGACCAACAAGUGCUUUGUCGUGUUCCGGACCAUGGAGAACGCCGGUACAUUUUUUGGCUACCGCUUCACCGCGGUCGCCAAGGACACGCGCCACGUAGUGUCGCUCUCGGUGCCGCGCCACUUGCUAUCGGCGCUGAGCGCGACGCUGGGCAGCAUUGCGACCAAGGCGUGGUCGACGUGGAGCCCGACAGAGGCGUCCGAAGUCGAGCACGAGUCGCUCUUGCAGACGCCGCUCUUCCGCGGUGGUUUGCGCGCCGAGUCGCCGGUCGCGUUCUUGCACGAGCUCAUCGAGCUACCCGAGGGGUCGCCAGCCGAGACGGUCGCCAAGCUCCUCAAGGCCAAGACGAUCCAGGACCAGGGCGCUGUGCCGUACAUCAACCGCGCCGUGCGGGCCGUGGCCGCCGCCCUUUUGCACCACAACGGCGUGACCAUGGAUGCGAUCGCACUCUCGCAGGGCCUUCGGAGCGAUGCGAGCGCGGCCUUGCUCAAAGCGUGGCGCAACGCACAGAAGAUGCGCCAUUGGCUUCAUCUCGGCGAUGCCAAGCCCGCGACCGAGUCCAAGCCGACGCUCAAGCGACAGCCGUCCGCGUACGCCGGUGCGUCGGACGAAGCGCUCCAAGUGCUCUGUGCCAACGUUGUCGCACGGGCGCGCUUCCUUUUGACGCUCGAGCCAGCGACGUUGCUCGAGGACGAUGGCAGCGCGACCAAGCGCCGGUGGGGGGCGCUGGCCAAGCUUGCGAGAAGCCACACGCCGGAUGCGAAUGCGUCGCUGAUGACCAAGUGGCACGCGCUCAUCGACGAGGCCAAGGCGGCGACGGACCUCAAGGCGCUUCUCAGCUACCGCAAGAGCGCUGCGGGCCGCGACCCGACGGCCAAGACGACGACGGAGCUCGUGCUCGGCUUUGUGCAGAGCGAUGCGAGCGUGGCGGACGUGUCGAGUACCAUUGCCGUGCGCAACGCACGCGCCUUGCUGCGCGGCGUCGGCUUGGACGCGCUUCAUGCUGUGGUCGCGACCAAGACUGGCGUCUCGCCGGCCGUCGUGUUGGACCAGUUUGCCUCGACGUUGCAGGCGUCGGCAGCGCCGACCGUGCAGCUCACGCGGAGCUUGGAAGGCAGCGACGUUCUCGGUCGCGUGCGAGUCCGGUCGGCGUUCAGCGCCGUCGUCGGUCGCCUCGCGUCGGCGUUGACACCGCCCUCGGACGAAGCGUUGCUUGUCGCAAGCCUCAAACUGCUGGCGAUGGACUUCGAGCCGCGUGACGUCGAGUACCUCACGCCCGACCUCGUCACGCUCGUGUUCGACUUGCUCUUGUCCUUGCGCCCGACGGUGCGGCACGCGGCCCAAGCGACCAUUCGACUCUGGUGCGACUGCUUCCUCGGCGCAGACGUGGCGCGCUCGUCGCCGUUGACGCCGCUGCUGGUGUCGCUCUUGCAAAACUACACGGCGCUCGCGACAUCGACGCUUUUGGCGGCGGACGCAGACCGUCGCCCGAUGCACUUGGCCCGCGGCAUGCACCACGUGCCAUUGGAGCUCGUCGCGCAUAACGUCUUUGCGCUGCAUUUUGCACUGUUUUGCGAAGCGCUGCCGAUCCGCUUGCUCAAGAUGGGCGACCGUGUGACGCGCGGCCCGCAGUGGAACCUCUUUGGUGACGACGCACUCGGCAUGGGCGUCGUCGGCACCGUCGCCAAGCUCGACGGCACGGCGGCGGCGGUGCAGUGGCGCACGGGCGACGGUGUGCUUGGCGAGAGCGGCGAGGCCAGUGCAACGACCAAGUUUUUCCACUACUCGGACGCCGCCCAAGAAAUCGUACCUCUCGAUCGCGACGCGAGCGGCCUUGUCUGCGCAUUUGAGAACGAAACCACCGAGGUCUGCCGACUGCACAUCAACUUGGCCGGGUGCUUCGAGCUCCAGAUCGGCGCCGACGUGGUGGCGACGAGCGGCGCGCCAGUGCCAGCGUCGCUUUGGCACCGAGUGGUGGUGACCCGCCAAGAAUCGUCGCUCCAAGUGCUCCUCAACGACGACGUCGUACUGAGUCAUGUGCUGCACGACGCUGCUCUCUCGGUCGUGUUUGGCCAGACUCGGCUUUUGCAGCAAAAGCCUGCGGCCGCCUUUGUCUCGAUGCACGCCGACACACCACCGUCGACGGAAGCCCCGAAAGACGGUGAGCUGGACGUUGGCUUGCAUCUCAUGAGCACGCUUUUGUCGACGGCGACGUCGGCGCCGCAGGUGCUCAAGCCGCAGAGUACGCUCCAGCACGUCGUGCAGCUUGCCUACGCUGCGCAGAGCCCCGUGGCCAUCCGCGUCGCGGCACUCCAUGUGCUGUCGAGCUUGCCGGACGUGGCGACGGUCGCGCCGGCGUUGGCGGCGGUCGUGGCGUCGAGCGAUGUCCUUGGCUACACGCUGAGUGUCCUUGGCACACUGCUGUACCCGGACAGUAAAGCCGAGACCCCGGCCUUUUGUCUCGCCGACCACGACGCGCUCUGGCUCGCGUCGGCUUACGCCCGGUUUGCUCGCUUGUACGCGGCGCAGACGGCGUUGCUGCCCGAGCUGGCCGACGGUAUUGUCAAAAGUCUGCGCUGCCUCGAGCGAUUCGGCGAGGCACAUGAGCACGAGAAGCGCGCGGUGCUGGCGUCCAUGGCGCUGCUUGGUGGCCUCCACGACACACUUGUCCUGGGUGGCACGGUCAAGUACAAGGCUUUGGGCGAUCCCAAGAGCAUCGUGCGCGGUGUCUGCAUCGCGUUGGACCUCAUGCAGAGCACCGCGUGCGUUUUGCCAGAGGGCGACCACGCCAAACUCGAGUACGUGCUCCUCGACGACGUUGCGGCCGACGCAACGCCACCGGUGCACGACGACGUGACGCCGUUGAUCGCGGCGCUCGAUGCACCAUUAUUACUGCAGGGCUUGCACGCGCUGCUGUCGAUGCGCUGCGAACUGCCGCUGUGGGUGCUCGACGUUCGCGCGCGGGCCCUCAAGGCCCUUGAGCGCAUCGGACUUGGUAUUGGCGGCGUCGAGGCUCUUGUGCCCCAGUGGCUCGCGCUGGCGCGGGCGCCACCGGCGGGGCAGAUGCCGCCGUCCAAGCGCCAAACGCUCACGUUCCAGUCCGGACACCCGUACGCCAACUCGAUCGACGUGUACCAAACGAUCUGCGUUGAAGGCGCGACGGGCCUCCGCGUGACGUUUGACGAGCGGUGUCGCACCGAGCACGACUACGACUAUGUCAAAUUUUACAAGGACGACUCGUACAACGAGAUCUGGGGCGAGACCCAGUACACCGGGCGUGACGGCAGCGAAAACUGGGCCGGUUUCGGUGGCCGCCCGCCGCUGGAGAUUCCGACCAACAAGUGCGUAUUGUACUGGCACACGGACGGCUCGGGCAACGACUGGGGCUGGCUCGUCCAGAUCGAAGCCAUUUUCGACAAGAAGGAGGCCAAGACCUCCGCCGCCUCAUCGUCGUCGUGGUCGCUCGACCAGUUGCAGCAGCGGGCGUUCCACCUCUCGGACCUCUUGCACCAGCACAACGUGUCGCCCAACACGCUGGCGCCGGCGUUGCCUGCUCCGAUCGACGACACGCUGCCCGAAACGUGGCAGGUGUCGCCCAAGUACUUUUACCCGGCAGCGUCGACCGCGUACAUGGCGGCAAUCGACGUGACGUUGCACGCGUCACCGGACGUGACAAGUGACGUCGUGACGGUUGUGCCAAAGCACGGACCACUCACGUUGCUGGCGUCGGACGGUCGCUGGGUGCACGUCGCGACGGAGGACGCGGACGGCUGGACACAAGCGCGUGACGACGACACGUUUUACGUGCUGCCGGCAACGGCGCCGCUCGCACGUACCAACACGUCGAUGCUGAACGCUGUCGCUGAGCCGUAUGUCAUUGGACCUGUCACGGGGCUGCUCAAGCCGUCGGCGGACGACGACAUGGGUGCGGACGAGCUCGAGGCGCACUUUGUGCUCAAGACCAAGCCGAGCGACAAGACGCUCGUGCCAUUGGCGCUCGGCGAUGUGCUGCACAACCUUUCGGCGCAGUACGCACGCAAGUGCCUCCAGGCGGUGUGCCUCGCGACGACCGACGGCGUCUCGGCGCCCGUGUUUCUCGAGCUCUGCGAUCUCUUUGUGUUUGAGCGCGAUCCCGAGCGGCCGGACGCCAAGUUUGCGGCGCAGUUGCGGCACCUUGCGCGUCAGCACGAGUCGUUCCGAUGCGACGUUGUCGCGCGCAGUGUGCGCCAGCUGGACGCGGCCGUGGCGCAGCUCCCGACGUCUUCGGUCGUCAAUUACGUGCACAUUGAGAAGACGCCGCCACUCGGCCAGCGCCGCGUGCACUUUCCCGGAGCGUCGCGCCUCCGCAUCGUGUUCCGUGAAGACGAUACAAACGUGACCAACCCCGAUGACGCGCUGCGCUUUUACCACCCGAACGGCACGCUGCUCGGGCAGUACACGGGCGCUAAAGACUCGGGCGUGUGGCCUGGUAUUGGCAGCGUUCCGCCGCUCGAGGUCGACGGCGACACGCUCAUCUUUGUCAACUACGUGCCGAGCUUUGCCGACACGGGCAGCCACGCGUUCAAGGUGUACGCCGAAGGCUUUUACUUGACGCCCGAGGACCCGCCGGUCUUUGAUGCGUCCGUGCUUGAAGGGCGGAUUCGACUGUGCUGCUGGGUGCUUCAAGUGCUCGCAGAGAGCGACCUCUUGCUCGCUAGUCUCGUGGCCAACGCGACGUUGGUCACGACGCUGGAGCUGCUCGGACACGUGUACCAGCUACUGCCGCCGUCGCACCAGGUGCGCGUGCUGGACGCGCUCUGCGGUCUUUUGCGCUCGAAAGUGUCGGCGACGAGGCUGCUGCAAGCUCUCUCGACGGCGCAGAUCCAAGCUCUGCAUGCGUUCGUGCACACCAAACUGCUCUUGCGCCACGACAUUGACAAGCACUAUGGCGACGACCGGUCGCCGCUCAUGCACCGGCUCGUGCAGUGUGCGCUUGCGUGGGACACGCAGCUCGCUUCGUAUCUCCAGACGCUGGCCGUCGACGACGACGUGCGGUGGUUGACGCCGGACGGCACCGGUGCAACGACGGUCACGGCGGCCGCGACGGAGCCCCCGACUCUUGUCCAGACCACAAGAGGGUAUGUGUCGGGGCUGCAUACGUGGGAGAUCACCGUGCACGGAUGCGUCGACGUCGGGGUCGCCACCGACGGCGUUGUUGCUGCCAGUGUACCUGCCACCGAUGCCGAUGUCGUCUCGGUCGAGCUGGAUAUCGCGCACCAGGUCGUGACGUUCCGGCGCAACCGUGCAUUGGUGUGCCGCAAUGAACUGCCGUCGUCGAUGCAACCGUGGUUCCCCGCUGUGCUGUUGGCAGCACCGGGCGACGCAGCAACGAUUCGGGCACGGUCGCUGCUCGCCGACGCCAUUUCGCUGGACCACGUCGACCCGUGGUAUGCCGACGUCCGCAGUGCGAUGGCCAUGGUCGACACGGUCGCUGCUGGCACACCGUCGUCGGCCGUUGCGCUCACACCGUCGAGCGACGUUGUGCACGUCCCAGGCGCCAAGACGUUGCAACUCGUACCGCAAACCGACAGCGGCGCGCACGUGCCGGGCGGCGUCACGGUCGUCGACGCUUUGGGGGCUACGACAACGUUCUCGGCGACCGACUUGCAUGCUGCGGUACCGUCGCCGGCAUCGGCUCUACCGUUGUAUACCAAGGUGGUCCGAGGCAGCGACUGGCAGUACGGCGACGAAGACGGUGGCGCCGGCAACGCAGGUGUCGUCGUCGGAACUGCACCGUGGAAUGGCGUACCGGACGCCGGUGUUCGCAUCUUUUGGCGCAAGACCGCAUUCCAAGGCUUGUACCGCCACAACUACCUCGGGACGUUCGACGUGCUGCCGUUAUCGCCUUUGACCAAGGCCAUCGUCGCGGGUCCGUCGCUCACGAUCGCACCGACGUCGCCGACACCGAGCAUGGCGCUCGACGGCCGCCACGAGAUUGUGCUCUCGGAUCUGCCGUCGCUGCAUGACGAGUGCACGCUGCAGUUUUGGCUGCGCGUGACGCCGAUCGACAGCGACCGCACGCGCCAGUGCAUUUUUCAACUUGGCGCUGCGGACGAUGCGUGGCACCUGCGCCUCGAACUCAACGCCAAGCGCCAGCUCGUGCUCGGCAUGGCCAGCGCUAAGCUCGAAGGUCCGACGCUGCCCGAGGCCACGUGGAUCCGCAUCGAAGUGGGGACGUGCGGGUCGCUGUUAGCGUUGCACGUCGACGGCGCAUUGAGCAGCCACGAGCGCUUUGGCGAAAAGCUGGAUUGGCGUGACGCCGGUGCGUCGACACUGGUGUUUGGCCGUCCGUUUGCGGGGCCGACGCCAUCCGACGCGUUUGUUGGCCACGUAGCCGCGAUCCACGUCUAUGACGCGCCACUGCACUUGAAAUCGUACGCUGCCGCCAACGUAUUCUCCGACGUCUGGGAGACCAACGGCAUGGCGCCGCUGCCGCCGCCGUCGUUUGAUGCUCUCCUGGCGCAGGCGGCCGAGACGACAGAAGACGUGCCGCCGGAAGCCACGUUGCUCGCGCAACUCGAAACGCGCAACGCGGGCACGUCGUUCCCGUCGCUCCGCCCGAAGGGUGUCGGCAUCACGGAGGCGUCGGCGCACACCAAGAUUUACUACGAAAUGACGUUGCUCGACGGCAACGCCAACCAGAUUGGCUGGAGCUUUGGCGACGUGACGUUCACGGGCUGUGGGACGUCCACCACCGGCGUCGGCGACGUCGAACACAGCUACGCGAUCGAUCUGAACCGCAUGGUGCUCUGGCACGGCGACAAGCAAGAAAUUGACGUUGUUGCGUGGACUGCUGGCGACGUCCUUGGCGUCCUACUGGACACGGAGGCGUGCGUCAUGACGUUCUCGGUCAACGGCGUGCUGCUCCAAGAUGUGUCGUUUCAACGCGACGACGACGACGACGAGAGCUGGCUGAGCCACGGGCCGGUGUACCCGAGCGUGUCGCUAUCGACAAACGAAGGCGUGCUCUGGAACAUUGGCCAUCUCCCGUUCCGCCACUGCCCCGAGAGCUACGUCUCGGUGCUCACGGCCGCCGACGCACCGACGGAUCGUAUCGCGUUUGAGAUCUUUGACCUCGAGCGCCAGGCGUGGCACGAUGUCGGCUUUUGGCACCGCGUGCAGCCCGGGUGCCGCCCGCGCCUCGUCGGCACCUGCCUUUCGUCGAUCGAUGCGUGCGACGUGCCGUCGCCCAUCUACCCGAUCGGCGAUCUCCACAUCGUGCCAGCGUCGGCGACUCUCGGUGUCCUGCCGUCGGAUGCAUCGCCGGCGGAACUGGCCGAGCUCGUCCGGUACAUCAACCAGCUGUGUGCGUCCAAGGGCUGGACUAAGCGCGAGCUCCUCGACUUGGGCUGGGCCAACGUCGCGCCAAAGUCGGACGACGAGCUCGUCAAGUGGCCGCUCUUGCACCAAUCGGCGGCGUCGCUUCCAACGCACUUUGCGCUGCUGCAAGCGCUCAACCUGCGCAUGGACGCGCAUUUGCUACUGUAUGUUGGCGUCGAGUACACGGGCGGCGCGCACGUUCCGGCCCUUCUGCACUCGCUCAUGGCGUGCCGCGACUACAUGUACGGUCUCGUCAAGCAAGGGCUUUGGGACCGCGAGAUGGCCGCGACGGCGAUCCCCGGCACAAGCAAGACGCUGGUGCUCAACCGACCGAAAGCGGCCCGGCACCUCGGCGGCGGCCUCAACCCAUUUGCGCUCUUUUUGCAAGCGCACCAAGGCCUCAAGUCGUACAAACCCGCCGAGUUUUGCGCGUCGAGUCGACUGUACACCGUGACGUUCCUCGGCGAGAACGCGAUUGACGUGGGCGGGCCGUACCGCGAGACCUUUUCACAGUUUGCAGCCGAGCUCCAGAGUGCACAGCUGCCCCUCUUGCUCCCGACGCCCAACCACGUGCACAAUGUCGGCAACAACCGAGACGCGUACGUGCUGCACCCGACAGUGUCGCCAAGUUUGCUCAUCUUCCUCGGCAAGCUCCUCGGUGUUGCAAUGCGCUCGAAGGAAUACCUCGCUCUCAACUUGAGUCAAGUGGUCUGGAAGCUUUUGACGCACGAGACGCUGACGAUCGACGACCUCGAGGCCAUCGACAGCCUCGUCGUCAGCUCGAUGAACUCGAUCCGGCGCAUCGACAGCGACGGCGUCGACGCCAACUCGUUCGAAGACGUCAUCCAAGAGACCUUUGCAACGCUCUCGACCGACAACCGCACAGUGCCGAUCGUCCCAGGCGGUGACGCGAUCGCCGUCACGUUUGAGAACCGGGGUGCAUUUGCGGACGGCGUCGAGACGUACCGCUUGCACGAGUUUGACGCUGCCGCCAAGUUCUUGCGCGAGGGGCUCGGACUCGUCGUGCCCCUCCAAGUGCUGCGACUCUUCUCGUGGCGCGAGGUCGAGAUGAUGGUGUGCGGGUCACCGGCCAUCGACAUGGACUUGCUGAAGGAGUGCACCGAGUACAGCUGCUGCGAGCCCACGGACGCGCACGUCAAGUGGUUCUGGGAGGUGCUCUGCGACGACUUUUCUGAAGAGAGCAAGCGCAUGUUUCUCAAGUUUACGUGGGGCCGCAUCCGCCUCCCGCGCUCGAAAGCCGAGUUUGGCCAGCUCUUCAAGCUCCAAAACAACGCCCGCGACCCGCCGGAUACGUAUUUGCCCGUGUCGCACACGUGCUUUUUCUCACUGGAGCUGCCAAAAUAUUCGUCCAAGGCGAUUUUGACCCAGCGGCUCAUGUACGCCAUCUACAACUGCCACGCGAUUGACGGCGACGGCGACGCGCUCGCGGCCAACCAACUCGGCUGGGAGGACUAGAGUUUCCUGGAUCCUGUAACUAACUGCAUGUGUACGACAUCACGAUAUUGUGGGUUUGGGAAUUGCGUUCCGGUGGACCCACGAUGAAUUCUCGGGUUGGACUA
This is a messenger RNA of Saprolegnia diclina VS20, 11961 nucleotides long. RefSeq lists its product as hypothetical. The transcript has 2 exons. NCBI's taxonomy places the organism in Eukaryota, Oomycota, Saprolegniomycetes, Saprolegniales, Saprolegniaceae. Gene Ontology annotation, molecular function: metal ion binding; protein binding; ubiquitin-protein transferase activity. The record is from RefSeq and is a predicted model, not a curated record. The coding region runs from base 35 to 11857 and encodes 3940 amino acids. Gene Ontology annotation, biological process: protein ubiquitination.